Molecule: messenger RNA, 1287 nt
Organism: Colletotrichum gloeosporioides
Lineage: Eukaryota; Fungi; Ascomycota; Sordariomycetes; Glomerellales; Glomerellaceae
Exons: 4
Coding region: 1-1287 (428 amino acids)
Source: RefSeq, a predicted model, not a curated record
AUGGAUCACAAAACCUGCGCAAAUUGCCAUGAGCUGAAAUUCUCAUGCUGGAAGAAAGGGGACGGGGAAAAAUGGACAGAAUCCAGACGUGAAUCAUCACAGGAAGGACAAAUACUGCCAACGGCUGACUUUGAUGUCUGCAUUAUUGAGGCCCAGGCCCUUAAAAUUCGCCAAUGUCAAAACUGCCGCAAGCAGUUUUCUUCAAUAUUUGAGAUACCAGAUCUGUGGUGGAAAGGAUAUUGCAAAGGUGCCAACGCCUACUUUGGCCACGAGGUGACUGUUGACGAUGAGGGUGAAGAGACCGGGUUGAGCUACGAGUGGUUCAAACUGAACAUCUUCACGCGUUGGAUCCCAAAAACACAACAAACAAUUCUCAUUGUUUUCGACCUUCAUCCGCCCACAGCAAGCUGCGUUCAGCGCGUGCCGGUUGGCGAGCCGGAUCCUUUAUUCGUGAUCCCAGAUGAACACAACUACAUAACGCCAUACUGGAUAUAUACUCGCAUCUUGGAGAAAGUCGUCACCCUGCAAGACGCCGCCGUCUGGUCGGUGCGCGAUACCGUGAGGAACACAGAAAAGGAGAGGGACGGCCCGACAAAGCCAAAACCGGCCCCCGACUACCGGCAUUUGCACGAGACUGCCCGGCAUGCCAUUCAUGUUUCCGAGACAUUAGAAUUAGCUGUGAAGGCUGCCAGGCAGAUUUUGGUGCAACACGGGACCAUUAAGGCAGACUGGAGCGGGGCGAAGCCUGAUGCUGCCUGGAAGAGGGCCUGGAACCACGCCAAUGGUCGCCUGCUGUUCUUCGAGGAUAUGCUGAGCAGUCUGCAAGAGAGGUCCGCCUCGACCAAGGCGCGUCUUCUCAACGAGAUUGCGCUUGCAUUCAACAUGGUCGCUCAAUUCGAUUCUGGAGUCUCGGUCGAUAUUGGCCGCGCGGCGCAACGAGACAGCGAGGCCAUGAAGACGGUCGCCUUUCUUACCUUACUGUUCCUUCCAGCCACUUUCGUCUCUGCUGUCUUCAGCACUACUUUCUUCGAGUUUGACUCCGGCUCAGGCGAGUGGCUCAUGUCUGACAAGUUUUGGGUGUACUGGGUUGUCGCCAUUCCAGUAACCAUUGUGACGGCGUUGAUGUGGUACCAUUGGCAGAGGAUAUUUCCACCGACGUUGUUUGGCGACAUGCGUUUCCAGAAGAACCAGCCAGAGGAUCACGGAGAAGCGAGGCAUAGAAUGCGAACGCUGAGUCUUCGCAAACUGACGACUUCUGGUCACGAAGGAGGGAAAUCCGUAGUGUAG